This is a messenger RNA of Ipomoea nil (Japanese morning glory), 2392 nucleotides long. RefSeq names its product transcription factor TFIIIB component B''. The transcript has 14 exons. Gene Ontology annotation, molecular function: TFIIIC-class transcription factor complex binding. NCBI's taxonomy places the organism in Eukaryota, Viridiplantae, Streptophyta, Magnoliopsida, Solanales, Convolvulaceae. Gene Ontology annotation, cellular component: transcription factor TFIIIB complex. The record is from RefSeq and is a predicted model, not a curated record. Gene Ontology annotation, biological process: RNA polymerase III preinitiation complex assembly. The coding region runs from base 355 to 2202 and encodes 615 amino acids.
CGAAGCCGGAGGCGAACUCAACGACGCAGCUUCCUGACUGUCUCGCCCAUACCGCCGAGUCAUAGCAAAGGAUUGGAUUCUCAAGAGUAGCCGUUCGCACCGCCCAUUAGUCCUCAACGGCUAAAAAUUGAGAUUGAGCAGGCGGCUACAGUGGUGCCAGCAGAAGGAAGAAUUCAGCGAUGAAAUAGCAACGUCGCGGGUCGCAAUCGGAAAUUUUAGUAAGGAUUUAAGGCUAGAAUGCACCAUCGCAAUUGAUGAAUCCACACUUCAGUUUGGAAUAUUUACAAAGCGGAGAAAAUUUCAGUCAAAAACCCUUUAACACCGCGUUAAUUGUUUUGGUUCAGGAAAGCUUAGAUGGAUUCUUUAGAUGACUUAUUUUCCGAUGGUGCAGCUAAGACUUCAAGGGCAGUUGGUAAAUUUCAACCUAAGGCAAAGGGCCGUCCCGUAAAAAAAGGACCCGUCGCCGCGGCCACUUCUUCUGCUCCUCCAUCACAAUCUAACCAGUUGGGUGGUGCUGAUAAACGUGAAGGGACUGAGGUUCUCAAGGCUGGACAGUUAUCCACAAAAGAUGGCUCAAGUGAACUUAUUGUUCCUGAAAACAAUAGAGACUUGCAAUGUUGCUUAGAGAAAUCAGUAGGAGAGAGUGCUGAUUUAUUUCCUGAGUUGGAAUCACUUGAUGAUUUUCUUCCGCAUGAUACGAAUGCUACGGAGACUACCAUUCCAUCAUCUGAGGAGCAACUUGCUAUUACAACUACUUCACCUGUUGAUGAUCCAACUCCUGUAUCAAAUAUCCCCGGUGCUCAGAAUUCUGAAGUAUCUGCUGCUCAAGGUCCAUUGACUUGUGGAGAACCUGUUGUUGCUACUCAUGAGGGGGUCUCGCAGAUUGAUAGUAUAGACCUGGAAAUAGAGGGAAUUGAGACAUAUCCUUGCUUGGAAACUCCAGAUGGGCCUGAGCUAGCUACUAUAUCUGGGCGGCAUACUGGAAAAUUCCAACCCAAGCCCAAAGCACAUGUGUUCAAAGAGAGCUGUGAUACUGGCAUUCCUAAUUCCUGUGCACAAGAGUCACUGUCUACUGACUUUGUGGAUAAAGAAAGACUUCCUGCACUUUCCGAUGAUGUUCUUGAUUUGUCAUCUUUAGGAUUUGAUCAUGCUCCCCCCACAGAAUCUACACCUGAAGUUCCGGUUAAUGAGGAAAUGCCAAAUGUUGAUGUGAAUUUUCCAGCUGAACAGCCUGGCAGCUCUGGUAUAAAUGCGGAUGAAAAUAUUGAUGCAGAGUUUCAGGUGGAAAAUGAAACCCAAAAGAAAAAAGGACGAAAAAAGGCAAAGAAAAAGGCUGGUGGUGAAGAAAAGCCUGCUAGAAAGCGUAAAAAAGCAGAUAAAACUGAGCAGGCAACUAAAGAGAAACCUAAAAAGUUUUCUCACACAACUCGGCAGAAGAGAAGGAUGGUGGACAAGGCUUUAUUGGAUACUCCCGAGGAUGAGAUCGACUUCCAAAGAGUGCGAAUCAAGGAUCUAAUUUUGCUUGCAGAGCACAAGGAGCGGUUGGCGAAAAAGGAGGCAGCAUUACAGAACCCACAACCACAAGUAAACCCAAGCAAUGUUGAUAACUCUUCUGAAUUGAACAAUGAAGAGGAGAGGUUUACUUUUGAUGAAGAUGAAAAUGAAAAUGGAGAAGCGUUUGAGGAACAAACAACUAAUGAGGUGGAAGAUAGUACCGUCUACUUUAAUUAUCAAACUUACAUGGAAAAAACACCCCGAGUCCGAUGGUCAAAAGAGGACACAGAAGUGUUCUAUGAGGCCAUUCGGCAAUUUGGCUCAGACUUUUCCAUGAUACAACAACUCUUUCCGGGCCGGACACGCGCUCAGAUAAGACUGAAGUAUAAGAAAGAAGAGCGGCGACAUCCAUCAAGAGUUCAUGAUGCUCUAACUAAUCGUUCCAAAGAUCAUUCCCGCUUUGAGCAAGUGAUUGCACACUUGAGGCAAAUUGCAGCAGAGGAAGUCCAAAAUGAUGACGGCAUAGAUGAGUCAAUUGACUUGACUGGCGAAGAGGUUGAGGGGCAGAAGGAAGAACCAAACUCGGAGCAUAACGAGGAAGCAGAGGUCCAGGAUGUGGAGCAAGAUGUUACACAAGUUAACAGUUCUGUGGUUGAGGAGGAUGAGGAAGACGAGGACAUAUGGAGCCAAUACAAGAGUGAGUUUUGAUCCAAAUUGCAAAUAAAAUCAGCUGCUAUAGUAUAGUUUUGCCCAUUUCAAAUGCUUGCAAGUUGAACAUCCUUUUUUUUUUUUUGGAACUAUGGUAACUUUAGUUUUGUUUCAUUAUCUUCUCCUGUAGUCCAAGAACAACCAUUUCUUUUAUCCUUCUCAUAAGUUGUAUAUACAAGAAAUUUUGUUU